UUUAAUAUAAACAGUGUUGUAUUUUUCGAUUGCACGAUUAAGCACAUAAUCCAGAUGCACUGAAAAACGUCAUCGGGUACUCACGGAUAUUCUUCGUCAUUAUUAUCCUAAUAGUAUAGGAAAAGUAAUAUUUAAAAUGAAACUUACCUGCCGGCUGGCCGUAUAUUACAGGUGUCUUCUGUGAAAUUUGAAUUGGCGUUCGAGGUUUGUCUUUUUUAAAUCGAGUAUUGUACUUUCGAUACAAAAUUCGAUUCGCAGCAGAAGGCUGGUGUUGUAGUGCCGGAUAGUGCAUUAAAAAUGGUGGUGAAAGACAAAGAAGAAGUUUCCGAGCAGAUAGAAUGGAAUGUUGAAACAGAAGUGCAGUUAUUUUAUGCUAUGAUUGGCCACAAACCCGUUGGUGUUAACAAGCACUUCCAGAUGGCUUGCAUCCUUGAGAAGUUCAGAAAUGCUCUGAAUAAAGACGUUUCAUCAAAAGUUAUAUGGGAUCAUUUGGACACAAUGUAUGACAUGCAGGCCUUGGAUGACACCGAGAACCUGCCCUUCCCUAAUGAUGAUAAGGACUUUUGUCUUCCUGAAACAGAGUUUGGUGAUUUGAUGGAAGAAAAAGUGAACUCGGGCUCUAGUAUGGAACAAUCAUCCACUGAUAAUGAGGUCAAGAAAGAGCCAAAAGCUGUGAAAGAUGUGAUUAAAAAGGAAGUGAACAACAAAGAGGUAAAGGAACCUGUUGUGAAAAAAGAAGGAAAAGAAAUCAAAGACACAUUCAAGGAAAUAAAGAGGGAGUCCAAGGAACAUACAAAGGAACCCAAGAAAAUCAGCAAAGACAAAGACUUUAGAAGAGAAAGUAAAGACAGUAAAGAUGGAAAAAAGGAAAACAAGAAGGAAGUUAGGGAAACACCGAAAGAAAUUAAGGUAGAAUCUUUGGAGAGUAAAGAUGUCAGGUCACAUAAGGUACACCGAACAAGCACAAAAGAAAGAAGGGAGAGUAAGAAAGAUGAUACAGACAAGGAUGAUACUGCAGCCACGUCUUCCAUAAAGAAAGAACGCUCCAAGGACUCACACGAACAUAGACAGGAAGAUACCCCAAAACGUAUUGCUAGUGGUGUUGGGAACAGUAGCAGUGGUGGGGGUGGUGGAGCAAACAGUGGGAGUGGCACUGGUGGAGGUGGUAGUGGUAGCAGUAGUAGCAGCAGCAAGCGUUCAACAAGGGGCGCUCUGAAGCCAGAUGAUGUAAGUUCCAGCAAGUCAUCGAGUCCGAUCAGCGCACCUACUCCUCCCCCAUACAAAAGGAGAAGAACAUGACAAUUACGGCAGUAUUAGAUGCUUCCAAGUUUUGUUUUGUGAAGCACCUUGAGACUUCAGUAUUUGUAUUAGUAAUGUCUUAAACAGCUUUACAUCCAGAAGGAAUAAUUUCUCUUUCACAAAGAGAUAAUUUUACCAUUCUUUAAAGGAAGUAAUGUUUCUGUGUGCAUGCAUGAGUUGAAAUUACAAAUGCAAGUAAUUCAUGUUGAGGAAAUUUAUGGUUAAAUGGGUCCAGGCAAUGAUAUUUCAAGUUACAUAACAGGAAGAUGAAAUCAUAUAAUCCUAAGAAGAUCCCAUACCAAUGUGUAUAAAUGACCACUUGUGGGAAAUAUGAAGAAGCUUACAGAAAAAGAUGAUGGCAACUUCUGAUUCAAGACAAACAUCCAUCGCUCUCAACAGUGACUGUAAUCUUAACCUCUUCGUGUACUGGCAAAUAGGCUGUGUUUGAUGUAUAAGACAUAUUACCUUGCUGGUUGGUGUGUGUUUUAUGCAGGCUAUGAAGCUUGUUUAUUUGUUCUGUAGAAACAAUGUUGUUAUAUUUUGUUGUUCUUUGCUUUAUGUAAGAAAACACAAAUUUUCCUGUGAUUUGGUUGUUUGAAAAUGUGGAUUGUGACUUCAGUAUGGUCUUCUGCUUUUAUAAUUAGUAGUCUUCAUGAAUCUAUUCUACAGCUAAAAAGUAUGUAUCUCAGUAAGAUCUGACUAUAGGAAACAGGACAUAAUUGUGUUUUAUCAGUUAAAUUAUUCAAGUAUUUAUUUAACAUAUUGUCUGAUCAUAAAUGCAAUGAAAUAUUUUGUGUACAGAGCUGCCAAGAAAUAGAUGCAUUGUUGCAUGCACACCGUAAUCUAAUGCAGUAUUUGAGUAGCGAAAUUGUGUGCAGCAAUUAAUAAAAGCAUGUUGUGUUCAGCAGAAGCAAAAUCAUUGAUUGUGAAUGAGGUUUGUAUCAGUGUGAGAGUGACAUAGUUGCAUAAUUUUGACAUCAAUUCAAAUGCUUUAUGGUGCUUGAUAGAAUUAGAAAACAAAUCUUAACACACACUUUAGGUACAAUAGGUAUCUGUUGAAAUGUCACACAAAACUGGAAUUGGUUCAGUUAAAUGUGCAACGUUUCUGUAGUACAGAAUAAUCUAUAGAUUUGAAGUUAGUUAUAAAUAUACAAAAUAUUGGCUAUAGUGGUGCAUUUUAAAAUUGGCUCAGAGACUGGUAAUAAAUAUGUUCUUAAUAAUAUCAGUCGCCACAAGAUAAAAAAAAUAAAAAAAAUGGAUUCUGAAAUUUUCAGAACUAUAGAAGUUGAAUGUAGAGUAAUUCAAGGAAUUAAAAAAUUCUGCGGAGAAAUAGAUUCCUCCGUGGAUUCCGUAUUAUCAAAAAAGCAAAGACCAUACACAAGUAUUUCCAAGAUCAAUGCAAAGACAAUUUGGAACAAUACUGAGCAUGAAACUAAUAAACUUAGCCAGGCAAAUGAUGAUCUUUAUUAGUUUCUCCAUGUUCUGAUGGUGCUAAUUCUGCUACUGUAAGUUCAAUUAAUAAAAAUCUGCUCUAGUUGCUAAUAAGAAUGUUAUGAUGCCCACAACCUGUUUGACAUUGCCUCUUUACAGCAUAUUUUUCAGAUCUCUGUGAAAAUGACCUGGUGUAAAGGCCGAAAACAGUCAAGGACUUAAGUUCUUAUUACCAACUGGAAUGGUUUUUCAUUAAUUAAAUGAUCAACUAACUAAUGACAGUGUGGCGGCUGAUCUGAAAUUCAAAUCAUUGGCCACAAAAUUUAACGAAUUCUUCCUGAAAAUAGCUGAAAACAUAGACAAAAAUUGAACCAUCAAAAGACAUUGGAUACUUUGCGAACAGACACGCGUUUCACCAAAUCAACUGUUAGAGAGAUCACAAAAAUUAUGAGGACACUGAAAAGCAUUAACUCCCCCUGGUGAUUCAGUUGAAGUAUUUAAAUCUAGUGCUGGCUUCACAGCCCCCCCCCCCCUCCCCAACCUCACACACACACACACACACACACACACACACACACACACACACAUAUGUGCACACAUACAUAUUUCAAUUAAUCUUUGCAAUCAUUCAAUAAGUCAAACUAUAUUUCCUCAAAAGCUGAAUACUAACAGUUUAUCAUGACUAGUACUGACUGACUCAUGCUGAUAACUGUGGUGUUACUUUUAGAUUAUAAAUAGAAGAAAAGAUGUCUUUUGAAAGGAAAAAGAGAGCCCCAGCAUUUCAGGAAAGUUUUUGAAAUGUGGCACUACAGAAGAAUGCUGAAGAUUAGAUGGGUAGAUCACAUAAAAAUGAGGAGGUAUUGAAUAAAACUGAGGAGAAAAUAAAUUUAUGGUGUAACUUGACUAAAAGAAGGGAAUGGUUGAUUGGGCAUAUUCUGAGGCACCAAGGAAUUGUCAGUUUAUUAUUGGAGGGAAAUAUGGAGGUUAAAAAUUGGUGAGGAAGAAGAAGAGGUGACUACAGUAAGCAAGGUCGAAUGGAUGUGGAUUGCAGGAGUUAUUCAGAGACCGGCACCGGAUAGAGUAGUGGGGAGCUGUAUUAAACCAGUCAUGAGAUUGAAGGCAACAACAACAACAACAACAACAACAACACCACCACCACCACCACACGUAAAUGAGUUGGCUUCAGUGGCUGUCUCUACCUGUUCGAGUGUAACUCGAUCCGGUCCUCACUCCUGAAGGACCUCCUUUGUGUCUGCAUUCUGGAACAUUAUUUAUGAAUUAAAAAUGAAUGAAUGAAAUAGACUGUGACACAGUAGUUUCAAGCAAUAGCAUUUUUCACCACUUUUUCCUGUAUUAGUCCCAUAGAACAGUAUUUC
Schistocerca piceifrons (Central American locust) is the source of this 4106-nucleotide messenger RNA. RefSeq names its product chromatin modification-related protein EAF7 (gene MrgBP). Gene Ontology annotation, biological process: regulation of transcription by RNA polymerase II. Gene Ontology annotation, cellular component: nucleus; NuA4 histone acetyltransferase complex. The coding region runs from base 298 to 1299 and encodes 333 amino acids. The record is from RefSeq and is a predicted model, not a curated record. The transcript is spliced from 3 exons. Lineage: Eukaryota; Metazoa; Arthropoda; Insecta; Orthoptera; Acrididae.